UGUUUUUGCACAGUUGUUUGCGCUUACAGCGAGCGAAAAAAUGAAUGACAGAUAAGAUCAGUUGAUCACGUGACUCGCAUCAUAUGACCAGCACACGUGAAAGUCCUUUCAUCGAAGAAGACGGAUAUAAACGGGACAGUAACUUGUUUUAUUUUAUUGUAUCAGACGUAUGUCUUAUGGCAACAUCGUCCGUGAAUUUCAUCCUUAUAUACCUAGGAGUAUGUUUGUCCCAAUGCCAAGACCUCCGACAUUCUUCGGAUGACGAUCUCUUGUUACCCUACUCCAAAUCCCACGGCCCAUCUCAUUCCCACCGUCAUGUGAGGGACUGUCAGCCCGUCGCUCAUGGCAAUGUGACCCAUGAAACCUGGGCAGCAAGCAAACACUCGAACUCUCCAGUGUUCGAGUCAAAUAUAUUCAUCUCCGACAUCACAGAUGACUCUGGUGUUCACAGAUGGGCGAGCGGCCACGUCACAGAGGUUCAUGACCCAUUGAGAUCCGUGUCCGUUCUGGAACCAAGAGGCCCUGCAGGGUGCAAGUGGAGUCACAGAGAACUGGUGGAGCUCACUGCCAAAACUAGAAAGUGCCUCGUCGCCCAGAAUGGAGGCUUCUUUGACAUCGCAGACGGGCAGUGUUUGGGGAAUGUCAUAAGUGAUGGGAAACUGGUGAGGAACAGUGGAGGAAUUCAAAAUGCUCAGUUUGGCAUCCGAAAGGAUGGGACGCUAGUGUUUGGAAUGAACCUCUGGCAAGUGGCAAAGUUUUUGAAGGAACAGAAUGUCAUUAACGCCAUCAAUCUGGAUGGAGGCGGCUCGGCCACUUAUAUCCUCAACGGAUCCCUGGCCAAUUACCCUUCAGACCACUGCAAAACUCCAAAGUGGCGCUGCCCACGGGCGGUUUCCACUGUGUUGUGUGUUCAUGAGAGGCUGUGCCAGCCGGAGGACUGCAGUGGACAUGGGCGCUGCGUGGAGGGCCAGUGCGUGUGCCAGCAGGGCUGGAGCGGCCCAGGAUGUGCCAAUCUCAUAUGCCAGACUGAAUGUGGAGAGCAUGGAAUCUGCACUGAGAAUGGAUGUGUGUGCGAUGCUGGAUGGAUGGGUUUAAACUGUAGCCAAGUAUGUGCAGCAGGUUUCUAUGGCGAUGACUGCAAUCAAACAUGUGCAUGCACAAACGGAGGAUCAUGUGAUUCUGUUCACGGACAGUGCACCUGUCCUGCUGGUUUCCAUGGAGGUUUCUGCGAGAGAGAAUGCCCUCUUGGAUUCUACGGGCUGAACUGCAAGCAGCCGUGCCAAUGCCACGACAUGUGCCCAUGUGAAUCUGUCACAGGAAGCUGCAACACCACAUACCAAGGAGAGAGAAACAUCAGCCUGCACAGAGCUGGUCACUGCCUGGCUACCCAGAUGUGGAGGGAAUGGAGACAAGAGGAGGAAGCUCAUGCUCCAAAACCCUAUUUAUCUGAACAAAGCUGGCUGGUUGUCUGCGCUAUCCUGGCAACGUCGCUGCUGGCCAGCCUCGCCGGUAACCUUAUCCAGACGUGCGGAAAAUGCAAAGUGUGCGGGCAGAGGGCGGACUACUCCUACUUGCCACUGGGAGAGAUCAACGGGUCCGUGGAGCGAAGCAGAGGACAGGGGAUGAAGUCUGGGAAAGUUCUUUUUCAGCAAGAAGACUCUGACUCGCAAGACUCCUCAUAACCGUGUUUCAAAAUGUAUGCGUUUGUGCAGGGUUAUGCAAGUGUGCCAUCCAGCAGAGAGCGAGCGAGCUAGCUAGCCAGAACAAGCCCUCAUUAGUCUAAGAACAAGGAAAGGGUUUGUUUGUUCCUGCUGUGAAUCGAUGAGCUUUUGGAAGGGCCUCUUCGUCUUUGGAUUGGGGCGCCCAAAUUGGCGAUGAUGGACAAUGAGAUGGGCGUUAGCAUCCAAACAGCUGUCUGCGUGGCUCAGUGCGGUCACAUUCGCCCCUGCUGAGUCUGUAGACGCCAGUUCAACACAUGCCAAGUGCCCUGAUUGUGCAGUUUGACUGCAUUUUGCACAUUGUCUUGUUUGGGUUUUCAGUACACUUUCAUAGUAGCUGCUAGCAAUGUAAGAACCAGUUUCUCAAGUGACAUCAUUCAUAGUUUAAAAUACUAUUUCAUUGACCUCAGUGAAGACUUUUAUUUUGGUCUUCAGAUGAGAAGAGAAGCAAUAUCACCACAAAGCCUUUUUAUUGACAGAAUGGCCCAGUUGUUCCACCUGUUGCCAUAGGAACAGACGAGUUUUGAACUAUGAACUCUUUUUGAGGAAUCCUUCCUGCAGGAACUUGCCAAACUGCUAUUUUGAAACCGUGUUAUUGAAUGAUUUUUCUUACUCCUGUGGCUCUAGAGGUCAUUCAGUUUAUUUUGAUUCCAGCCCUCAGCCCUUUUGUUUCUGUAAACGCCUUGCCAACUC
Messenger RNA from Sinocyclocheilus rhinocerous, 2411 nucleotides. RefSeq names its product N-acetylglucosamine-1-phosphodiester alpha-N-acetylglucosaminidase-like. The transcript has 9 exons. Bases 84 to 1682 code for a protein of 532 amino acids. NCBI's taxonomy places the organism in Eukaryota, Metazoa, Chordata, Actinopteri, Cypriniformes, Cyprinidae. Gene Ontology annotation, biological process: secretion of lysosomal enzymes. The record is from RefSeq and is a predicted model, not a curated record.